Penaeus monodon (black tiger shrimp) is the source of this 4224-nucleotide messenger RNA. RefSeq names its product sialic acid synthase-like (gene NANS). Lineage: Eukaryota; Metazoa; Arthropoda; Malacostraca; Decapoda; Penaeidae. Bases 528 to 1640 code for a protein of 370 amino acids. The record is from RefSeq and is a predicted model, not a curated record. The transcript is spliced from 7 exons. Gene Ontology annotation, molecular function: N-acylneuraminate-9-phosphate synthase activity. Gene Ontology annotation, biological process: carbohydrate biosynthetic process.
ACUUAGCUUACUUUCCCUCAAAUCCCACUCGUAGGCCUCUAGAACUGCUCCUCGGUCGCCUCUCGCUUGGCCCCGACACAGCGAAGGGCUCAGGACCCGGGUAAAGCCUCAGGAUCCUCGGAUAACAACUCACCAGCACACACUACACCGACGAAAACGGCUAAAUUCCCGCAUGUGAUCCUACAUGCAACACUGUUGGGCGACACUAGCGCCACUCCGACACAGCGGCCCCGGGGAGAACUACCGCGGAUCAAUGAGGGCCCUCCGGACGAGAUAAAGAAACCGAGAUGUUUCGCAUAUUAAUUUCCGUCUGUUUGUCUGUGGUCCGAUCCUAAGGAAUUCCUCCAAGGGCGUUCCCCGUUCUUAAGAAAACGUCGCCACUUCGCCGGGAUAACAAAAUCGGGCCUAAGGUCUACUGGCCCAUCGCAGUGGCACUGAGCAUCGCGUUCAGCGCACGCCAGACCUGCUGACCUGCGUGGAUGCUGCACGUCGAUGUAAACAAACUGUCACGCCCUCAGGUGUGAGGGAUGGAGCCCCUGGAGCUGGUGCCAGGCCGCUACAUCGGGGAGGGCCAGCCGUGCUUCAUCAUCGCGGAGAUCGGGCAGAACCACCAGGGCGACGUCGAACUGGCGAAGAACCUCAUUCUGCGGGCGAAGGAAUGCGGUGCAGAUUGCGUCAAGUUUCAGAAGUCUUCCCUGAAGGACAAGUUCAACCGCCACGCCCUCGCCCGCCCUUACUCGGGUCCUCACGCGUGGGCGGACGCUUACGGCGCCCAUAAGGAACACCUCGAGUUCUCACGCGAAGAAUUCCAAGAACUCCAGAAUUAUGCCAGGGAAGUGGGGAUUCCCCUUACGGCAUCGGCCAUGGAUAUUCCCACGGUCGAGCUGCUAGACGAGCUGGGUGUUCCCUUCAUUAAGGUUGGCUCUGGCGAUGUUCACAACCUCCCCCUCCUCCGUCGCGCCGCCGCCACGGGUCGCCCUCUCGUGGUUUCCUCAGGUAUGUCCGACAUCGAGUGGGUGUCACGGGUGUACGAGGAACUCAGCGCCGCGCAAGACCCGCCCACGCCCUUGGUCAUCCUGCAGUGCACCUCAGCCUACCCGACGCCCCCCGAACACGUCCACCUACGCGUCCUCGACACCUACGCCCAGGUGUUCCCUCACGCCCACAUCGGAUACUCGGGCCAUGAGCUGGGGAUUCACGUGACUGUGGCGGCCGUGGCUCGAGGAGCGAGGGUUGUGGAGAGACACAUCACACUCAACAAGAGCUGGAAGGGCAGCGACCACGCGUGUUCCCUCGAGCCCCACGAACUGAGGGAACUCGUGGAGGCCGUGAGGAGCGUGGAGGCCGCCCUCGGGAGUCCCCUCAAGGCUUUCCAGCCAUCGGAGGAACCCUGCUUCUUGAAGCUCGGGAAAGACGGUAGUGGCCGGCCGGAACCUGAAGGCGGGGGAGACGCUGCGGGAGGAGGACGUCGUGGCGAAGGUGGCCGAGCCGCGCGGCCUCCCUGCGACCCGUCUGGACGAGCUGGUGGGCGGGUGCCUCAACCGCGACGUGGAGGCGGACGAGAGCAUCCUGGAGGAGGACGUCUUGUGAGGCGAGGAGGGCUGGGUGCGCCUGGAGCGAGGGUGUCGUCGGAGGCCUAGGCACUGAGGGAUUUACUUCAGAGGAUUUCUUAUCUCUGGCGUCGGAGAGUUCGUUGUGAAGAUAAAGGGAAUAACAGAGGCGGUCGUGGACAGUGAAUUUCGUCGGCGGAAGUAAGCCUGGCAGCGUCGUCUAAGCCGUUACGUGAUUCCUAACCCGUAUCCUCAUUGUACUCGUGCAAUGUAAAGUAGGCGAGUCGAUUAAGGAAUCGGCGAAGUACGUUUCGAUUGGCCUUUUAAGUGUUAAGUCGUCCCUAUGAAUUUACAAGUUUUAAAUAAUUUAAGCGUCUUUUAUACUCAUUUACAUCUCAUAUAUAUUAAUGAUUUAUGUAUUCGUGAUCGAUAUAAAGUUAUGCCGUUUCUGUAUGACGGGAAUGGUGAGUGUGUAGGUUGGCACACACGUUACGCCGUUUAAGUGUAAAUCCUGGAGAUAAUUUUCUGAUCAGUAGCGUUUCCUAAGUCACUCGAAUGAGCAGAAUACAAUUUGCGGCAGUCAGUGCACCUAUCAGCCUAUUUUAAGUAUUCUGACGUCACUAGAACCUGGGGGAUUAUUACGACAACGACUGUCUCAGGAAUUUCCAAGACCUUUUUCGGCAUUUUAAACGUUACCUUGUUUUCAUAUCACCGUGGCGUUAGGUGACUGGUGUUCGGUGGCCUCUUCACAUCGUAAAUGCUAUGUUAUUGCAUUGUGCUGCUGGAGUGUCUACGUUUCUCCAAAGGCAAGACGGAUAUGAUACGAUUUAGCGACACUACAGCGUUUCCGUCUGAGUGCUAGGCGAUGCAUUUUGGCAGUGAUGCAACACCCAGAGUUCAAAUGUAUGUGUCUCAUUUUGCGGAAGCCACUAGACGUAUUUCAAAAUGCCCGCCGACCAACGCAUUAUCUCACCAGUGCAGGAUUAUCUACCAAGCCUGGUGGUUAACGUACUGCCUCCCCCCCCCCAUCUCGAGACCUACAACAGCGACUUCAUUAUGCAAUCACGAAUUUCUCAUCUCGUCGGGUACUUCGGCCCAUACUGCCCCCUGGUGCUCUGAGCGCUGGCAGACACCGACAAGGAGGCGGAGAAUCUCAAUCCAAGGUAAACAGUAUGCAGACCUUCUUAUACUUUGCUCAAUUUCGUCGUUUGUAUAGGUCGUCUCCCGAUGAGGAUGGCAUCUCGAAAGCCGCGUUCCUCACAUGGCGCCUUUUGUUCAUGACUAGGGCACUGCAUUUCCAUGGUUUGCGCAGGGUUUGGAUCAUCCAUAUGUGUUCAUUACGAUACCUUGAAGGUAUUUGAUGUUAUUCUCGUACGUUUUUUCCUUUUUUUUCGUACUACAACAAUGGAAUGAACUAUACAUGUGAGGAUCUAGGUAAACAGAUGUUAAUCAUACAUUAAGAUACAUAUUAUUAAGGAGUACUUUGAAGCUGUGCACUGUAUAAUACAACUGUUCACUAUAUUUCAUCAUGAAGGUGUAUACCAUACUUUACUAAGGAGGGUCUGUCGACUUCAUUAUGUUUAUCAUAUAGAAUAUUUAUCUUACUUGGCCAUGUGUUUAUUGAAAGUAUACAGGGUGUUUUCAAAGAGUUAUUUUCUAUGUGUUCACUGCAUGUUUAGAAUAAGAAUGUCACAUACAAAGCUAUUUUGGGAUAAAGCUAUAAAAGCUAGUAUUAAACACUAGGAGAGACCCAACGGUUGCACACGACAAAACUGUCUUGUUAAGUAUUAGUUAAUCUUAUCACUAUGCAAAUGAUGUUAGUGAUACUGACUCCGAGGACUGAAGUGACUAGUGAUGAACGAGUUCUGGAUAUAAUGAUAAUACUGACUCAACACUGAACUAUCUAGGACGUUGUGUUAAUACUUCAGUACUAUAUUGGCUGGGUAUGGACACAUGACUUGUGAUACUGACUUCACACUGUACUAUAUGUGGACGCAUGAAUCCAGUGUUCAUAAACUGACAGCUAUGACACUGACAUCUACCUUGAAUGUUACCUGUCGUUCUGCCUGAAACAAUGAAAACACAUAAGACAUAGAUACUAGACAUAGAUACUUAAUUUUGCUUCACGUGGAUUGCUGACUCGCACUUGAGUAAUCCAGAUUUCGGACAAUCUUUUACAUAAAACUUCAUCAUUGUGCAGCUAAAUGUAGGUUUAGGUGAACAAAAUCUUUUAAAGUAUGGAGCACUAUUAUAAUGCACACAAGUGCACACACGGACACACACACAUACAUACUUUAAUACACAUGCAAAACCACGUUUGUGCAUGAGAGUUCAUGUUCUUUUAGUGUUGAAAUUAUGUAGGUGUAUAUGUCGUGUGCGUGUGCGUGUGCAUGUGUGUGUGUGUGUGUGUGUGUGUCUGCCUGUCUGUCAGUGUGCCUGUGUGUGUGCCUGAAUGACCACCUUUAUCCCUACGUGAACAUAACUUCAUUUUUUUUUCUAUUCAUUAUACCUGGCCAUUACAUGAAAUGUACUUAAACCAUUAAAUUCUUGUGAUGCUAAUAUAUUUGUCUUGUCGAUCACCUCUCAGGGUUUGUGUUUUGUAUAAUUUUUCAUAUUUGCUCAUUUAGCCUUUGUAACACGAAACCCCAGGUCGAGAAUAAAAAAUAAUAACCCC